This is a messenger RNA of Euleptes europaea (tarantolino), 871 nucleotides long. It is a transcript of the gene NRL, whose product is annotated as neural retina leucine zipper. The transcript is spliced from 3 exons. Gene Ontology annotation, biological process: regulation of transcription by RNA polymerase II. The record is from RefSeq and is a predicted model, not a curated record. NCBI's taxonomy places the organism in Eukaryota, Metazoa, Chordata, Lepidosauria, Squamata, Sphaerodactylidae. Gene Ontology annotation, cellular component: nucleus. Bases 80 to 871 code for a protein of 263 amino acids. Gene Ontology annotation, molecular function: DNA-binding transcription factor activity, RNA polymerase II-specific; RNA polymerase II cis-regulatory region sequence-specific DNA binding.
CUGGGCAGCGGCCACCCUCCCCUGGCGGUGACGCACAGGGGCACGGCAGGGUUGGAAGGUCAACAGCUGGACCCUGGAGAUGGACACGCAGGCCAACAGGAUGAACGCCCUGCCCCCCAGCCCCCUGGCUCUGGAGUAUCUGGACGAGUUUGACCUGCUGAAAUUGGAGGUGAAGCAGGAGGCGGCCAGGGCGGGCGGGAGCGCCUCGCUGGACUCCACCCCCUGCAGCUCGGUGCCCCCCUCGCCCACGUUCGACAAGGCGGGGGACAAGUCCACCCUGGAAGAACUGUACUGGAUGGCCACACUCCACCAGACGCUGGCGGCGGCGGCAGGGGGCGGCCCCGAGGGCCAGCUGGUGCCGGGCUUCGACGAGGCCAUGGAGGCCCUCCUGGGGGUCCCCCUGGCGGAAGGGGGCCUCCGCGGGGGGCCCAAUCCCCAGCUCCAGGGGUUCCUGGGAGCCACCGAGGGGCUGGCCGGAGAACAGCAGCAGCCGCCUCUACUCUCUGACCACUUCUCCGAUGCCCAGCUGGUCUCCAUGUCGGUACGGGACCUCAACCGGCAGCUCCGCGGCUUCGGCAAGGACGAAGUGCAGCGCCUGAAGCAGAAGCGGCGCACCCUCAAGAACCGCGGCUACGCCCAGUCCUGCCGCUACAAGCGGGUGCAGCAGCGCCACGUCCUGGAGGCCGAGAAGUCCCAGCUGGCCCAACAGCUCGAGUCCCUACGUGUCGAGAUGGCCCGGGUGGCCCACGAAAGGGACGUAUACAAGGCCCGCUGCCAAAAGUUGCUGGGAGACACCGCAGGGGGACGUUACGGGGAGGGGGCGGAGCCUCCCGUGCCGCAGCCCGCCUCGCUGGCACAGUUUUUUCUAUGA